AUGAAUGGUAUUAAAUCUGGGUUCGGAUCAUUAGGUACCACAACCCAGAUUAGAUCUCUCUGUAAACUAAUUGUUGAAGACCCAGGUUCUCCAUCUUCAUUUCUUUCAGAAAAGUUCGCUUCUUUCUUGGAUAAUUGUGCAGACGCUUUUUCACUGAGAAAACUCCAUGCUCGCAUUUUCGCUCACGGGCUCGGAAACCAUAUUUUUCUCGGGUCUAAGCUUCUGAAUUGCUAUGCAAAGUUUGGCCUUUUAUCUGAAUCUAGAUGGGUUUUUAACAGAAUUAUCAAUGGAAAUCUCUCUCUUUGGAAUUCAAUUCUUGUUGGAUAUUUCAGAAGCCGGCACUUUGAAGAAGUUAUUAGGCGGUACAUAAAUUUGAAGCAAUGGAAUAUUGGGUUGGAUAGCGCGGCCAUUACAUUUAGCGUGAAAAGUUGUACUGAGUUGGGAAAUUUGGAAUUUGGCCAAGGAAUUCAUGGGGAUGCUUUAAAGUCUGGGUUGAAUGCAAACGGAUUUGUGGGUUCGUCGCUUAUUGGGUUGUAUUGUAAAUGUGGGCGUAUUAACGAUGCGUCUAAAGUGUUCGAAGAAAUAACUGACAGAGAUAUUGUUGUCUACACUUCAAUAAUUACUGGGUAUGCUCACAGUGGUGAUCAACGUGCCUAUGAGGCUUUUUGGUUUGCCCGCCAUAUGCAGAGGCAAGGAUUGCAUCCUAAUCGGGUCACUCUUGUGAGCUUACUUCAGGCAGCGUCACAGGUAGAAACACUAAAAGAAGGUUGUUCAGUUCAUGGCUAUGCUGUUAGAAGAGGAAUUGGUAGUUCGGAUGAAGUAUUUGAAACGAGUCUCUUGGACAUGUAUAACAAAUGUAAAGCCCCUAGAAUGGCAGCCUGCAUUUUUGGCAAAAUGGAUAAAAAAACAAUUGGUUCUUGGAACGCGAUGAUUGUUGGUUAUCUUAAAAUGGAGGAACCCUCGGAAGCUUUCCACCUGUUCUGUCAAGUGAUGCAAGAUAACUUUGUCCUGGAUUUGAUAACUUUGUCCAAUGGGAUUCUGUCCUGUGCUCACUUGAAUUAUUUGCAGCAGGGAAAGAGUAUCCAUGGUUACAUUAUUCGAGUUGGUGUUCAACUUGAUCUAGUGGCAUCCACCGCCCUGGUCGACUUGUACUCCAAAUCAAACAAGUUGAUCCAAGCCAGGUAUUUAUUUGAGAAAAUGGAGGAAAAGGAUGCUAUAUCUUAUGAUGUGAUGAUGGCAGGCUACCUCUACAAUUACUUUGCCAGUGAAGCUAUGGACACCUUUCUUGAAAUGGUUGGAGAAGGCAUUAAACCAAACCUAGGUUCCAUGUUGAGUGUACUUUCUGCAACUUCUGAGCUGAAAGAUAUAAGAAAAGGCAAGUGCAUCCACGGACAUGUAUUAAGACUUGGGUUUGACUCAAAUGCCGAAAUUACCAAUCAAAUCAUCUACAUGUAUGCAAAAUGUGGUUGUAUAGGCAAUGCGAGGCAAAUCUUUAAUAAGUUGAGAUAUAGGGACUUGGUCUCAUGGACUUCAAUGAUGAUGAGCUAUGUUUGUCAUGGUCAUGCUGAUGAAGCCAUUGUAUUGUUCCGCUUGAUGCAAAGAGAGCAAGCAGAGCAUGAUUCAGUUACUUUUAUAACUUUGCUUCAGGCAAUUUGUCAGCUUGGAAGUCUGAGUUUAGCAAAGGAAGUUCACUGCCACUUAUAUCGAGCUAACAUGAACAAUGAUAUAUCUAUCACCAAUUCUUUGAUUACCAAUUAUUCCAAGUGUGGGAAAUUAAAUAUGGCUGCCAAUCUUUUUGAGCAUGCAGUCGAACGGUGUCUGACAUCAUGGAACACGAUGAUACUUGCAUAUGGGAUGCAUGGGAAAUGUAAGGAGGCCCUAAUGCUAUUUGAACAGAUGAAGAAUGUGAAGAUUGUGCCUGAUGAGGUAACCUUUACAUCAAUUCUCACUGCUUGUAGCCAUUCCGGCAUGGUAAACGAGGGCCUGGAAGUUUUCAAAUCCAUGAUAGAAGAAUAUUCCAUAGUUCCAUGUGAAGAGCAUUAUGGCUGCAUGGUAGAUUUAUUAAGCCGAGCAGGAUUGCUUGAAGAAGCAUAUAAUCUGGUUAAAUCCCUGCCAUCAGGGCUUACUGCUUCUACAGUAAGAACUUUGCUUGCUGCUUGUAAAGUACAUGGAAAUACGGAGAUAGGUGAGAUUUUAGGAAGACGCCUCUUGGAUUUAGACCCGGAGAACUCAAGUGUUUUUGCCAUGGUGUCAAAUUUAUAUGCAGAAGGUGGAAAAUGGGGUGAAGUAGCCAGAGUAAGAGACGCAGCAAAACAGAGAGGUUUAAAAAGAACUCCGGGAUAUAGUCUAAUAGAGGUGCACAGAUAA
Messenger RNA from Prunus persica (peach), 2367 nucleotides. Its product is annotated as putative pentatricopeptide repeat-containing protein At3g01580. Gene Ontology annotation, biological process: RNA modification. The coding region runs from base 1 to 2367 and encodes 788 amino acids. The record is from RefSeq and is a predicted model, not a curated record. Gene Ontology annotation, molecular function: RNA binding; protein binding. NCBI's taxonomy places the organism in Eukaryota, Viridiplantae, Streptophyta, Magnoliopsida, Rosales, Rosaceae. The transcript has a single exon.